Trachemys scripta elegans is the source of this 5840-nucleotide messenger RNA. It is a transcript of the gene ADCY5, whose product is annotated as adenylate cyclase 5. Lineage: Eukaryota; Metazoa; Chordata; Testudines; Emydidae. Gene Ontology annotation, molecular function: adenylate cyclase activity. Gene Ontology annotation, biological process: intracellular signal transduction; cAMP biosynthetic process; adenylate cyclase-inhibiting G protein-coupled receptor signaling pathway. Gene Ontology annotation, cellular component: plasma membrane. The record is from RefSeq and is a predicted model, not a curated record.
UUUUUGCGUUGCGUAGGGAAAGAAACCGCUCUGCUGUUGAAUUAAAACAACACGAUUAUUUUUUUGGCAUGGAAGGGCGAGGGCUUGCCCCCUAGGCGGGCGGCAGCGAUCUGAAGCAAAAGCCAGGACCGCAGCAGACGGGGGAGGAUGUGUGAAUGAAUUGCCAGGUCCCCUUCGAUCCUGCUUUGCAGAGGCGGCUGCAUUGCCCCUGGAAGACCAGACCAUCGCUAGUGCUUCGGGCUCGUGUGGUGUGUCUGCGGCGGAGAUAGCGCCUCGCCCCGCAGCGGGAGCUGCUGGCUAGAACCUGCCCCCGUGCGCUCUGCUGGCUGGGAAAUCGCCCUGGGCGCUAGCGGGUGGCUCCGGCUCUCCAAAGGAGCCGAUUGAUUUGGUCCCCUCAGCCCCCCGGACACUGCCGAAGGGAAAGCUCCGUGUAUGUCCCCUCUGUAAAGGAGACAUCUACUCCUCCAGACCAUUAGUGUACCGAGAGCCUAAAACCCAUCCAAUCCAAGCCCCUCAUUUGCGGCAGCGCUCUCCGCUGGGGCGAGGAGGAGGUUUGAUCAUCCCUAGGACAUGUUUUCUUCUUCUGUGCGACUAACCGCCCAAGAUUGGUCCCAGCACCGCCCUCCCUCUGCCCUUCGUAGUUUGGUUCCGAGUCCGUUCAGCUGGCCAACAAAUGGUGGUUUGGCCAGGCGCUAACCCCAGGUGGGAGUUGUUGUCACUGAUUCUCUUCUGCCUUCCACGCAGCAGCCCGCGCAGAAAUGUGCUGGCUCGUCAGCACGCUUCUUGUAAGGUACCUUGGAGCGGGAGCCUUCGCUUCUUGUGCCGGGAUAAUUGUUUUGAUCCAAGAGAGGAUUUGCAGUUUUCCAAUGCUAAUAAAACUGAGUAAUCUGGGGCAGUGAUUCUGGCUUAUGGUGGGAGUUCAGGUGAUUUUCCUCUCUCUUUCCCCAGCCCCCUUCCUGUGAAAGUUCCCUAUAAUUAUUUAAACAAAUGACCAGUUCCCUAGAGAAUUGAGAGAGGAAAUGACAGAUUGGGGAGAACCCUCUAGGAAGCUACCCCUGGGAUUCCAGGUAUUUAUGAGGCACUUGUAGCAAGCUCCAGGAGACCCCAGUUUGUAGAGGGGAGGGUGGUGGUUCACCGAAUUGGCUGUGCUCUCCUGACAACUAGCAGGAAUCUUGUAUCACUGACAACCUGAGACUUUUGUGUGAACCAGGACUUUGCCAAAGAAGGAAGGAUCUGCAGUUUUCGCUCCCCUUGCAUUGUUCCCUUGACGCUAGGAGAAAGAUGCUCAGAAGAUCAGGUCCCUCCUGGCUGUGAGUGGACUUUUUUUCUUUUCUUUGUGGCUUGUCCCCUUUCCCAACACACUUUUUGCUACAGGGCAUGUCCCGGCCCAACAGUGUGAGCCCCCCGGGCUUCGGAGCCCCUGCACCUCGGGGAGGCACCGAGCAGCAUCGAUCCGCCUGGGGGGAAGCAGAGUCCAGGGCCAAUGGCUAUUCCUAUCCCCUUGCCCCAAACAGGUCAUCGAGCAAGAAGCCUUCUCGCAUGGCGAGCAGGUGGAGGAGUGAGGAAGACUACGAGCCUCAGCCUAACAGGAACCAGGGGGAGAGCGGUUGCAGGAUGAUGAGUUUUAGAUCCAAGUCGGCCUGGCAGGAGCACGGCGAAGAUAGUCGCCGUCACCAGCACAGAGGGAAUCCCACUUUUACCACCAGCCCUCGGCACUUUGGGGAACUGGGCGAGGUGCGGCCCCGGUCCGUGGAGCUGGGGCUGGAGGAGAAGCGGAUCAAGGCCAAGAUUGAGGAGCUGGAGGAGGAGGAAAGGGACUCCCAGGUGGCCUUCUCUAUGGGCAGCUGCUGCGGCAGCCUGUUGCAGAUCUUCAGGUCCAAGAAGUUCCAGUCGGAGAAGCUGGAGCGUCUCUACCAGCGCUACUUCUUCCGGCUCAACCAGAGCAGCCUCACCAUGCUGAUGGCCGUGCUGGUGCUGGUGUGCCUAGUCAUGCUGAUCUUCCACGUCGUGUACGGUCACUACAAGGUGCCCUACGUGGUGGUGCUCUCACUGGCCAUCCUGCUGGUGGUGGUGUUGUGCGUGCUGUGCAACCGCAACGACUUCCACCAGGACCACAUGUGGCUGGUGUGCUACUCGGUCAUCCUGGCCAUCGUGGCCGUGCAAGUGGUGGGGGUGCUGUUGGUCUGGCCCAGGAGCGCCUCCGAGGGUAUCUGGUGGACUGUCUUCUUCAUCUACAGCAUCUACACGCUGCUGCCAGUCAGGAUGAGGGCUGCGGUCAUCAGCGGGGUGGUCCUCUCAGCAAUCCACCUGGCCAUCUCCCUGAAGACCAACGCAGAGGACAAGUUCCUGUUAAAGCAGCUGGUCUCCAAUGUUCUCAUCUUCUCCUGCACAAACAUUGUAGGAGUGUGUACGCAUUACCCAGCAGAGGUGUCUCAAAGACAAGCAUUCCAAGAGACCAGGGAGUGCAUUCAGGCCAGGCUACAUUCUCAAAGGGAGAACCAGCAACAGGAGCGGCUCCUGCUCUCUGUACUUCCUCGUCACGUUGCCAUGGAGAUGAAAGCCGACAUUAAUGCCAAACAGGAGGAUAUGAUGUUUCAUAAGAUCUACAUCCAGAAGCACGACAAUGUCAGCAUCCUCUUUGCAGACAUAGAGGGGUUCACCAGCCUGGCCUCCCAAUGUACAGCUCAGGAGCUGGUCAUGACGCUGAAUGAGCUCUUUGCCCGAUUUGAUAAGCUUGCAGCUGAAAAUCACUGUUUACGUAUAAAAAUCUUGGGCGAUUGCUACUACUGCGUGUCUGGAUUACCAGAAGCAAGAGCUGACCAUGCACACUGCUGUGUUGAAAUGGGAAUGGACAUGAUAGAAGCUAUCUCAUUGGUCCGGGAGGUGACAGGAGUCAACGUGAACAUGAGGGUUGGGAUCCACAGUGGGAGAGUUCACUGUGGAGUCUUGGGCCUCAGGAAGUGGCAGUUUGAUGUGUGGUCAAAUGAUGUCACGCUAGCAAAUCACAUGGAAGCCGGAGGUAAAGCAGGGCGAAUCCACAUUACCAAAGCAACCUUGAAUUAUCUGAAUGGAGACUACGAGGUGGAGCUGGGUUUUGGAGGCGAACGCAAUGCUUACCUCAAGGAGCACAGUAUAGAGACCUUCCUGAUUGUAUGCUGCAGUCAAAAACGGAAAGAUGAGAAAGCGACAAUAGCCAAGACGAACAGACAGCGCACCAAUUCCAUCGGCCAUAACCCUCCACACUGGGGUGUGGAUCGCCCCUUUUACAACCAUCUGGGUGCUCACCAGGUCUCCAAGGAGAUGAAGAGAAUGGAACACGCAAGAAAGCAUGAACCCGGAGGAUGAGGUGGAUGAGUUUCUGGGCCGUGCAAUCGAUGCCAGAAGUAUUGAUCGGUUACGCUCUGAGCAUGUUCGCAAGUUUCUCUUAACAUUCAGGGAGCCUGACUUAGAGAAGAAGUACUCCAAGCAAGUGGACGACAGAUUUGGAGCCUAUGUGGCUUGUGCCUCCCUCGUCUUCCUCUUCAUCUGCUUUGUCCAAAUCACAAUCGUGCCCCACUCUACAUUUAUGUUGGGUUUUUACCUGACCAGUUUUUUGAUCCUGACCACAGUGGUGUUUGUUUCGGUCAUUUACUCCUGCGUAAAGCUUUUCCCAGCUCCACUCCAGACUCUCGCAAGGAAGAUUGUUCAGUCCAGGACCAAUAGCACCUUAGUUGGGGUCUUCGCCAUUAUACUGGUUUUUCUGUCAGCAUUUGUCAACAUGUUCAUGUGCAGCACUGUGGAUCUUGUCAGCUGUGUGGCUACAGAAUAUAACAUCACUCCCGACCAGGUGGACAUAUGCCAUAUCAGCAACUCAUCUUUCAAUUACAGCCUGGGCACCUGGCAGGGAUUCUGUGGCAGUUCCCUGCCCAAUUGCAACUUCCCAGAGUAUUUUACCUACAGUGUCUUACUGAGUCUCCUGGCCUGCUCUGUGUUCCUUCAGAUCAGCUGCAUCGGGAAACUGAUCCUAAUGUUGAUCAUCGAAUUCAUAUACGUUCUCAUUGUGGAGGUGCCAGGGGUGAACCUCUUUGACAAUGCAGAUCUUCUGGUUGCAGCCAACACUGUUGAGUUCUCUAAUGGAACAUCAACAUGCUCCCAGAAAGCAUCGAGAGUGGCACUGAAGAUUGUGACCCCUAUCGUCAUAACUGUUUUUGUCCUGGCAUUAUAUCUGCAUGCCCAGCAGGUGGAAUCCACAGCAAGGCUCGACUUCCUUUGGAAACUGCAGGCCACUGAAGAGAAAGAGGAAAUGGAGGAGCUACAGGCCUACAAUAGACGCCUCCUCCACAACAUCUUGCCAAAGGACGUGGCAGCCCAUUUCCUGGCACAAGAGCGGCGAAACGAUGAGCUGUAUUACCAGUCCUGUGAGUGCGUGGCUGUCAUGUUUGCCUCCAUCAGCAACUUCUCGGAGUUCUACGUGGAGUUAGAGGCAAACAACGAAGGGGUGGAAUGUUUGAGACUCCUCAACGAAAUUAUUGCAGACUUUGAUGAAAUAAUAAGUGAGGACCAAUUUCGGCAGCUGGAGAAGAUCAAAACCAUUGGCAGUACGUACAUGGCUGCUUCAGGCCUCAAUGACUCUACUUAUGACAAGGUGGGAAAAUCACACAUCAAAGCUCUGGCUGACUUUGCCAUGAAGUUAAUGGACCAAAUGAAGUACAUUAAUGAGCAUUCGUUCAACAACUUCCAGAUGAAAAUAGGGUUAAAUAUUGGUCCUGUGGUAGCUGGGGUAAUAGGCGCACGAAAACCUCAAUAUGACAUCUGGGGAAACACAGUCAAUGUAGCCAGUCGAAUGGACAGUACAGGUGUUCCUGACAGAAUUCAGGUGACCACAGACAUGUACCAGGUUUUAGCAGCCAACGGCUAUCAGCUGGAAUGUCGAGGGGUUGUUAAGGUAAAAGGUAAAGGAGAAAUGACCACCUACUUCCUAAACGAAGGACCGCCGAUCAGUUAACAGCAACCAUGUAACAACUUUAACAAUGGCAUUUGCAUGGAGAAGAAUUGCUGUUUAGCUGUGGACCCAAACGUACAGCGCAGUUGCAUUUUUUCAUGCAACGACUUUAGAGCAUGGUUCUGACAAGCAAAUGAACUUUAGCACAUGCCAUGCAGUGCAGAAGAAAGAAAACACUGUGGAUUACUUCCCAGUGGAGUGCUAAAUCGACCAAAGAUGCAUCUCUAUGGAAUUCCCAGUUAAACGAAAUGAAUUUGAGGUUUGAAAAUGAAGCUGCUGCACAGGACAUAAGAUAUUUAAAUAUUUAUUGAAGCUACACAAAAUUUUACUGGGUUGAAGGAAUGUAUGAUUCACUACAAAGCAUUAUUUUGGAAAGGAUUUGCACUCCUCUAAUAUUUCCGUUCUAUACAGUCAGUUCUUUCAAGUGUACCCCUAUUCUUUUAUUAGCUCUUUGAUAGGCUUUCAAAAUUAAAAGUGACACCCACUGUUCUACACAAAGGGCCUUUCAGAACAGCAUCGGUAAUGUUUUUACGUUGAAAAAGAUACCUUGCCCUAUAAAACUGUCCCCUUUCUCUUACAUGGCUAACGGGCUACUCUUCUGAAUAGGACUGGUACACCUCAGAUCAAGAUGAGGAAACAUGGCUCUGCAAACAUAUUUAUUAAAUGAAAGUCUUCUGUGCUCUUCUUUGGUAUAUAUCUCAGUUUACAUGUGAAAGACUAGAUGAAAACAAGAGACACUUUAGGGGGAACCCCCCCUCAACUUUCUUGUUUUUGUAUUUUUUAUUUUGUAAUAUUGAAAACAUGGAGAUCUAACAGAUAUACCAAAUUCUAUAUUUUGUAAAUUAUAUAUAUUAGAAAA